CGCGGCCGCAGAGGCAGCGGCGGGGGCACCGGCGGCAGAGCAGCACCGGCUCUGCUGCGCCUUCACGCACCCUCCCUCCCUUGCCAGCCUCUCCCCGCCCAGGGGCGGGGGUCCCAGGCCGGGUGGGCCACGCUUCCAUAGCAGGGCAUCGCCGGACGAAGCACUCGCCAUGAGCGACAGCCCGAUCCCACUGCCACCGGCUUCGGCCACCAAGCCCAAGCGGGCCCGGUCAGCGCGGCGGCCAGCAGCCCACCCUGCAUACUCGGACAUGAUCACGGCAGCCAUCCGUGCCGACAAGAGCCGCGGCGGCGCGUCCCGGCAGUCCAUCCAGAAGUACGUGAAGAGCCACUACAAGGUGGGCCAGAACGCCGACGUCCAGAUCAGGCUGGCCAUUCGGCGCCUGCUGGCCGCUGGAGUCCUCAAGCAGGCCAAAGGAGUUGGUGCCUCCGGCUCUUUCCGCCUAGCCAAGGGCAGCAAGGCGAAGAGGUCUCCUUCCAGGAAGAGGAAGAAGUCAGCCAAGAGAUCCACUUCGCCCAGGAAGACCGCUAGGUCCAGGAAAUCCAAGUCUCCAGCCAAGAAGCCCAAGUCUGCCGCCAGGAAGGCCAGGAAGAAGUCAAGGAGCCCGAAGAAAGCCAAGAAGCCAAAGACUGUUAAGGCCAAGUCCAGACCCAAGAAGGCAAAGCGGUCGAAGUCCAGAGCCAAGUCCGGUGCCCGGAAAUCGCCCAAGAAGAAGUGAGAAGACUAGAGGCGUUUCGGUACUCUCCCCAUUGGUUCUGUAAAUAGCUGGUGCCUUUAUUUUUACUCCUUUCUAUUGCAUUUUAUAAAGAAUUACUCUAGUCUUCAAUUGAAAUAGCUAAAACAAGGCAGUUGAUGAAUGAAAAAAAAAACAAUUUUAAAGCGUUA
Molecule: messenger RNA, 903 nt
Organism: Catharus ustulatus (Swainson's thrush)
Lineage: Eukaryota; Metazoa; Chordata; Aves; Passeriformes; Turdidae
Product: histone H5
Exons: 1
Coding region: 170-736 (188 amino acids)
Biological process (GO): negative regulation of DNA recombination; nucleosome assembly; chromosome condensation
Cellular component (GO): nucleosome; nucleus
Molecular function (GO): structural constituent of chromatin; nucleosomal DNA binding; double-stranded DNA binding
Source: RefSeq, a predicted model, not a curated record